Cercopithifilaria johnstoni is the source of this 930-nucleotide messenger RNA. Lineage: Eukaryota; Metazoa; Nematoda; Chromadorea; Rhabditida; Onchocercidae. The record is from the annotation of a GenBank genome assembly.
AUGGAAGUUAUAUUGGUUAAUGCAUCGGCGGUAAAGGUAAGCUGGGAAAAGCCAUUGUAUGCAAAUGGUGAUAUCAUUGGAUAUUAUGUUUAUAAGGAUCGAUUAUUAAAUGGUGAACCGGUUAAUGACAAAUUACAACGAGCUAUCAUCUAUGAUCAACAUAAAACAUAUACAUUGAUCACAGAUCUUGAACCGAAUACGGAGUAUUCAUUCCGGGUAAAUGCUUUCAAUAGACAUGGUGAUGGUGAAUUUAGUGCAAGUAAAAAAAUUCUUACAGGUGGAUUACCUCCAUCAGCACCACAAAUUCAUUCCGUUAAUUUGCUCAAUGAUGAAACUCCGUUACGAGCACGUGUUGAUUGGAAACCACCAAAGUUCACAUAUAAUUUACCAAUCAAUAAAUAUAUGAUUUGGUAUAAACCAUUCGAACACACCGAUGCACGCAAACUUGAAGUAUCUGGCACACAAAAUUUUGCUAUACUUGAUGAUUUAUUUCUGGGACGAUUGUAUGAAAUUAAUAUAGCAGCGGAAAAUGAUGAUGGCACAGGUGUGAAUGCAACAGAAUGGUUAACAACACCGAUAGGAAUACCUGAAGCUGAACCACUUAAUGUACGCUACGAAAUUAAUGCGAAUCAGGUGACAGUAUCAUGGGAUCCACCAGUAAUCGAUAAACGAAAUGGCAAUAUUACAUAUUAUCAAGCUAUUUUAACUCCAUUAGAAGUUGAUGAAGAGAAAAUUGUUCGAAAUGUUACAAAUGGUCUUUCUACAACCUACGACGCAUCAAUUCCAAAAAUUUAUACUUUCAAGGUUGCAGCAGCUACAAUGAAGGGUAUUGGUCCGUAUUCGCCGGUUUUAUCCAUUGAUCCUGAUCCAGCAAAAAACCGUACUUUUGCAUUUCCUGUUAAGCACCGUUUUAUCAAGAUUUCCGGAUAA